UUCUACUUCAGCUACGCUAUAAAUUGAAAUUAAGGCAAAUAGGUUAGACUAGAGUUGAAGGGUACAUCUUGGAAAAUUUGUUCUAAAUCGUACAUAAAAUGUCUUGCUGCGGUGGAAAUUGUGGCUGUGGCUCCGGAUGCAAGUGCGGCAGCGGCUGCAACGGAUGUGGUAUGUACCCUGACAUCUCUGAGAACAUCAGGACUGAAACCCUCGUUUCAGGGGUUGCACCUGCCAAGAAGGUCUAUGAGAGUUCUGAGAUGAGCUUUGGUGCUGAGAGUGGGAAUGGCUGCAAGUGUGGAUCAAACUGCACCUGUGAUCCAUGCAACUGCAAAUGAGAAAGCAGCAUGGACAUGGACCAAGCAAAGCAGUACUUGGUGUUUUUAAUAAAUCCCAAAAAUAAUUAGGAAAAACAAUUAAAGAUGAAAGAAUAGUUGGUUAUGUAUAAUAGUAGUUGGGUUGCUGGUGUAAAUUAAACAGCCCUGGUUUAUCCAAAUCCUUGUGUUAGGAUUUCAUUUCCCGUAGUUCCAUAGCUUGUUGUAUGUGUGUUGUGUCCUCUCUGCUUUGCUGGCCUUAACCUUUGUUUUGUGUAGUUUUGGAAGGGGAACUUCAAACAUUAUUGGUAUAUCAAUGGUUAAAACAUCUCCUUUCUCUUGUGAUCUAA
This is a messenger RNA of Hevea brasiliensis (rubber tree), 661 nucleotides long. RefSeq names its product metallothionein-like protein type 2. The coding region runs from base 99 to 335 and encodes 78 amino acids. The record is from RefSeq and is a predicted model, not a curated record. Gene Ontology annotation, molecular function: metal ion binding. Lineage: Eukaryota; Viridiplantae; Streptophyta; Magnoliopsida; Malpighiales; Euphorbiaceae. The transcript is spliced from 3 exons.